Molecule: messenger RNA, 1584 nt
Organism: Chanos chanos (milkfish)
Lineage: Eukaryota; Metazoa; Chordata; Actinopteri; Gonorynchiformes; Chanidae
Product: solute carrier family 22 member 7-like
Exons: 9
Coding region: 1-1584 (527 amino acids)
Biological process (GO): transmembrane transport
Cellular component (GO): membrane
Molecular function (GO): transmembrane transporter activity
Source: RefSeq, a predicted model, not a curated record
AUGAAGUUUGAGAAUAUUUUGGAUGAGGCGGACGGUUUUGGCCGCUACCAAAUUAUUAUGAUUGUGCUCUUGGUGUUCCCUCGUGUGACCUUGCCAAGUCAUUUCCUCCUGAACAACUUCAUAGCAGCCAUACCAUCUCACCACUGUGACAUCAGCUCUCUGGAUGGGGAUGAUGGUCUCUAUGUGAAUCUCAGUCACACAGAGAAGUUGACUGUUACUAUUCCAUUAAUGGAGGAUGGGAAACGUAGUUCUUGUCAGAUGUUCUCAGAGCCCCAAUUUCACCUCCUCCUGAACUCCUCCAGCUCUGCUGGGCUUCCCACAGUCCAGUGUAAGAAUGGAUGGGUUUAUGACAACAGCACCUUCAAGAGGACCUUGGCUACACAGUUUGAUCUUGUUUGCGAUAAAAGAGGGCUGACUAAAGCCUCAGCCACCAUUUUCUUUGUUGGCAUCAUGUUUGGAGCUGUGUUCUUUGGAGUCCUUUGUGAUAAGUACGGGCGUAAGACCAUGCUGCUGGUCUCAUACUUGUCUGCCAUCGUGUUUAGUGUAGCCACUGCAUUCUCUAGCACAUUUGUGAUGUUUGCCGUUUUCCGCUUCCUGACUGGAUUUGGAAUAACUGGAAUCAGCAUCAUCACCAUAGUGCUAAGUGUUGAAUGGGUAGACAUCAAAUAUCGGACCUUCAUUGGUGUUAUUGGAAGCAUCUCUUGGACUGUGGGCAAUGUGAUGUUGGCGGGAAUCGCUUAUCUGGUCACUGAUUGGAGGAUACUGAUUAUCACAGUUACAACCCCGCUUGUGCUUGCUGUUGCCACGUGGUGGUGGAUCCCCGAGUCAGCCCGCUGGCUGAUAGCCAUAGGGAAAACAGACAGAGCCUACCACUAUCUACAGGAAUGUGCGAACAGAAAUGGGAGAGCAACAGAAUUUAGCUCCAAAAUCAAACCAGAGACUCUCUCCAGUGUGGUGACUGUGGAUAAUCAGAGCCAUAAUUAUACAUACUUGGACCUGAUACGAACCCCUCGCAUGAGAAGACUUACUCUCUUCACUGGCAUUGUGUGGUAUGGUGUGGCAUCUACAUAUUAUGGCAUAAGUUUAAACAUCACAGGCUUUGGGCUCAGCUUGCAUCUCACUCAUUUCAUCUAUGCAAUCACUGAGCUUCCUGCUAAAUUACUCAUCUACAUCAGCCUGAAUAAGAUUGGUCGCAGAUACAGUCAGGUUGGGACACUGGUCCUUACUGGCUCCUGCAUUCUCAUCAACAUCCUCAUGCCUCUUGAUUUCUCAGUGCUCCGCAGUGUGGUUGCUAUUUUGGGUAAAGGCUUAUCCGAGUCAUCUUUCACCACUGUGUUCCUCUACACCACGGAACUUUAUCCUACAGUUGUUCGACAGAAUGGUAUAGGCUAUACCAGCUUCAUGGCUCGACUGGGUGCCUCCAUUUCUCCUCUCAUCAUGCUAUUGGAUGAACUGUGGAAGCCUCUCCCGGAGGUGCUAUUCUGUACAGUCGCUAUUUCAUCUGGCCUCGUGGCCUUGCUCCUUCCUGAGACUCUUAAUGUACGUCUUCCAGAGAUCAUCGAGGACAUUGAACAACCCAGGUAA